Talaromyces marneffei is the source of this 1479-nucleotide messenger RNA. RefSeq lists its product as uncharacterized. The coding region runs from base 1 to 1479 and encodes 492 amino acids. Gene Ontology annotation, molecular function: homoserine O-acetyltransferase activity. The record is from RefSeq and is a predicted model, not a curated record. The transcript has 3 exons. NCBI's taxonomy places the organism in Eukaryota, Fungi, Ascomycota, Eurotiomycetes, Eurotiales, Trichocomaceae. Gene Ontology annotation, biological process: L-homoserine metabolic process.
AUGUCUGAUACAAAAGAAAUAAGCGCCCCGGGCGCCAUGAAAUACCAGAGAGUCGCAUCACAACCUGAGAAUCCAUUCUCACAACUCAUCCCGAACCAAGAAAUCGCAAUCAUUCCUUCAUUCGCCCUUGAAUCAGGCGAUAUCCUAUAUAAUGUACCCGUUGCAUACACUACCCGAGGGCAACUCAACGAAAACGGGGAUAAUGCUCUAGUGAUCUGUCACGCACUAAGCGGAAGUGCCGAUGUCGCGGACUGGUGGGGUCCCCUCCUCGGAGGACCAGGCCAAGCAUUCGAUACCACUCGCUUCUACGUUAUUUGCCUGAACAGCUUGGGUAGCCCGUAUGGAAGUGCUAGUGCCGUUACGAAUAGGGACGGUGACCCUACGAAAGGCCGAUAUGGACCCGAGUUUCCAUUGACGACUAUCCGGGAUGACGUGAGAAUUCAUAAGUUAGUCCUUGAUGACUUGGGCGUCAAACAGAUUGCGGCUGUCGUCGGAGGAUCCAUGGGAGGAAUGCUUACAUUGGAAUACGCUUACUUCGGUAAAGAUUACGUUCGAUGCAUCGUUCCAAUCGCUACAUCUGCUCGCCAUUCCGCAUGGUGCAUUAGUUGGAGUGAAGCCCAACGCCAAUCCAUCUACAGCGACCCUAAAUAUGAAGACGGUUACUACGCUUUUGACGACCCACCAGCUACCGGCUUAGGUGCUGCUCGCAUGUCAGCUCUCUUGACAUACCGCAGCCGCAAUUCUUUUGAGUCGAGAUUUGGCAGGAAUGUACCAGACCCAUCGAAGCGACAAAACAUCAACUGCGCAGCAGGGCCUCCAUCGCCCCCAAGUGAUCACUGGGCUGUUCACAACGACGGUCACAAGAGCUCUCGCCCUUCUCGUGCGCCCAGUCAGACUGGUUCACCUAAGAUACCAACCGAGAUUGAGUUUACCGAUCCCCAGUUCAACGGCGCCACGACAUUUACAGCGCCCCUGCCAACACCAAAAAAUUCUCGUCCUUCGACGUACUUUUCUGCUCAAUCGUACCUUAGAUAUCAAGGAGAAAAAUUUGUUAAGAGGUUUGAUAGUAAUUGCUAUAUUGCAAUUACUCGAAAGCUCGAUACACAUGAUGUCUCGCGCCACCGCGCAAGCCCUGAUUCAGCGACCCCUGUGCUAGAUGCUUUGUCGCAAAUUGAGCAGCCUGCAUUGGUCAUGGGAAUUGAAAGUGACGGUCUGUUCACGUUCGAGGAACAACAAGAAAUCGCAGCAGGUAUUCCAGAUUCACGACUGAAGAAGAUUGAUAGCCCUGAAGGCCAUGACGCUUUCCUUCUCCAGUUUCAACAGGUCAACACGUACAUUUUGGAAUUUUUUAGAGAGGUGUUGCCGGAUAUUAUGUCAAAACCUGGUGAUGCUGGCAUUGUUGCCACAGACGGUGUAGGAGAGUUGACGAAGAGCAGCACUUUUGGUGAAGCUGAAGUCGAGGACAUUACUGCUUGGUGA